Molecule: messenger RNA, 5331 nt
Organism: Podarcis muralis (Common wall lizard)
Lineage: Eukaryota; Metazoa; Chordata; Lepidosauria; Squamata; Lacertidae
Gene: FAM135A
Product: family with sequence similarity 135 member A
Biological process (GO): lipid metabolic process
Source: RefSeq, a predicted model, not a curated record
UAAGAUCUCCAGGAAAGCGGGAGCGGCUGUAGGGAAUCUCGGAGAUCAAGCGCCGCCACAGUCAGAGGAGAGUCCUCGAGGAGGAUGCCGCAGUCGCCCUUCCUCCCUGCCUAACUCGGGCGCUCCCUGCCAGCCCUCGCCAGCGGCGGCCGCCUCCUCCUCUCAUUGCCCGCGCUGCCUUGCUUGCUUGCGAGUAGGAAGCGGCGGCGGCGGGCGGUCGCGGUGUUGGUGGUGGCCGCCGGCGGAAUCUACUUGCUCCUAGCCGCUUUUCCCAGGCGAGAGCAAUAGCAGCGGCAGGAGGAAGAGGAGGAGGGCGCGCGCGGUCGGAACGCGGGCCGCCCUGCCGGCCGAGCGGGGCGCCGGCGUCGGAUGCCUGCGUUACGCCACUCCGGGGCUUCUGUUGAGGCCUGGGCUCCUCUAGAAGCGGCGGCAGCGGAUAGGAGCGUCGAGUCGGGAGGAGGAGGUGGUGGUGGUGCCGGCAGUGAGAGGACCGACAGGUAGUCGCCUCUCCCUGGGGGAGGCCGGUGUCCGGUGCUGCUGCUGCUGCUGCUGCUCCUUUCCCUCAGAGCAAGCAGUAUGCACUUGACUGCAGAAAUUAGGAACUGGAAGACUGCGUAUUAGCUUUAAUCAAAAUGGAUUAUUUAUUACUAGAGUAAAUAAGGUGCCGACAACAGUUCUUGGACUUCUGCAUCUACAUAAAAAUGAGUGAAGUACAGGCAAUGGUAGAAUUCUCCGUGGAGCUCCACAAGUUUUAUAACGUGGAUUUGUUUCAAAGAGGCUUUUACCAGAUUCGUGUCUCAAUGAAGAUUCCUCCAAGAAUUCCACACAAAAUUGAAGCAAGCCUGUUACGUGCAACCAGUGCUGAUCUUGCCUUUCCAGCUUCAGUCCAUGACAAUGUAGUCUGCAGUAAAACCUUUCAAAUUCUUUAUAAAAAUGAAGAAGUGUCUGUGGAUGAUGUUAUGAUCUUCAAAAUUAAAAUGCUGUUGGAUGAAAGAAAGAUUGAAGAGUCUCUGAAUGAAAUGAAUUUCCUGCUCUCUUUAGAUCUACACUUUACAGAUACAGAUUAUUCGCCAGAUGACCUGAGCACAUUGCAGCUAAUUAGCAGCAGAACACUAAAGUUGCACUUUACCUUAAACCGAGGCCUUCAUCACUAUGUCAAUGUUAUGUUUGAUUACUUUCACCUUUCUGUCAUCUCUGUUAUAGUCCAUGCCUCUUUAGUAGCGCUUCACCAACCAUUAAUAAGCUUUCCUCGUCCUGUCAAAAAUACUUGGCUAAACAGAAAUGCACCCGCACAGAACAGAGAUUCUGUGAUUCCUUCUCUUGAAAGUGUUGUUUUUGGCAGCAAUUACACCAAACAAUUAUCAGCUGAUGGCUGCAGUUUUAUAAUAGCAGAGACUUUCUUGAAUCAUGCUUACAAUCUCCACCGUACACUUUGUGCCAGUUUGCUGAUUGCAUUCAAAGGAUUACAUAGCUAUUUCACCACUUUAUCAAAAGAGCUGCCUUCCUGUCUGAAAUUAGACGCAGCCAAGCCCAGCAUGCAGGUCCUUUAUGAACGCCUCCUCAGAAGAAAAUAUCUACGAAUCCAGGGAGACGCCUAUAUAGAGAAUAUAGAUGUAGAAGCACGCCUGUCAGAACUCUGUGAAGAAAUAAAGAAAAUGGAGAAUCCUGAUGAACUGGCAGAACUUAUAAACAUGCAUCUUGCACAGCUCUGUUCACUUCUGAUGGCUUUAUGGGGACAAUUUCUUGAGGCCGUUAACUUCCAAGAGGAUAUCACUGCAUUGCUGGCACGAGAGCAUCAUACAAUGCGUGUACGUAGGUUUUCUGAAGCUUUUUUUUGCCUUGAACAUCCAAGGGAAGCAGCGCUUGCAUACCAAGAGCUACAUGCGCAAAGUUACCUUCAGAUGUGUACUGCCAUAAAAAGCACCUCCUUCUGUAGUUCUCUGCCGCCUCUCCCUACUGAAUGCAGUGAAUUAGAUGGUGAUCUGAACUCCUUGCCUAUAAUCUUUGAAGAUCGGUAUCUGGAUUCUGUUACUGAAGAGAUGGAUGUACCCUGGCUGACAGCUCAUCAGAAGUCUGACUCCAAGAAGCCAGAUAAACCAGAAUCUGAAGAAAGUUUUAUGGCUAGCCCGGAUUUGAAAAACAGACCUUCAGUUGCCUCCCAUGCUUGGCACUCAGAAAGUGAAAAACAGUUCACCAAGUCUGCAAAAGCGCAGUGUCAAGAGGCAAACAAAUCCAAAGUUAAGGUUACUAAACUGAUGAAAACAAUGAAACCUGAAAAUCCCAAAAAAUUAGUAAAACAAAACUCUAAGGACUCUGUAGUCCUCGUAGGCUACAAAUGCUUGAAGAGUGCAGUACCUGAGGACAUCUCAAAGUGCUUUGAAGGUAUGCCUUCAUUGGACCAGAAAGAAGGGCUGGAUUCUGCAGUUGGUGGCCAUGCUUCCGAUGCGAAGAACUUAAUGAGGCAAAUCAGCCAGAAAGAGUUUAGAAGUUUACCAUGUAGAACUGAACAAAGAACUGCCAAACUGGAAGGGAAUGAGGAAAGCCACCCCAGUGCUAUCAUCUCUCAUUGUGCAAAUUCAAUUCUUUUGGGUAAAUCUGAUACCCUCCAAGCAGGCAUUGGGGGUACUCAUGGGGGCAGCAGCUUGACCCCCAGAAGUCCUGUUGAAGACUCUUUUGGUUCACCAGGGGUUACAAAAAUAGAAGUAAAACCAUAUUGUAGAAAUAUUUGUGGAGGAGAUAAAGUUUUUGUUCGCAUUGGAUUACAGACAGAAGGCUCACGUAGAGAGAAUUUGCAGGAGCCCACCUUUGAAAGUUCAGAAUGCGAAAGAAAACCUAAAUCAGAAGAACCGCAGCUUGAAAAGGAAGUUGUACAAGAAACAAACUUCCAGCAUACUGAGGAUUCCUUCACAAGGGUUGGCACCAACCUGCCCAUUCAAUCUACAAAAGAAACUUCUGUUGCAGUUUUAGGUGGAGACGUACUUAAGUUACCUGAUGUUAGUAUUACCUAUGCAUCAUCUAGGUUUUCGGAUUCUGGUGUAGAAAGUGAACCUAGUUCUUUUGCAAUGCAUCCAAGUACAGAUGUGGGUCUUGAAACUCCUCAAGGGCAAAGUGCAUGCAACAAUGAAAGAAUAUUUCCUCAACUAUUGCUUAAACCAGAUAAUAAUAUUAAAAACCCAGUAGAAAGUCAUUGCACUGAAAGUACGAGUGCUGUUAGUGAAAUACAGUCCUCCCUGACAUCAAUAAACUCUCUGCCUUCUGAUGAUGAUCUGUCCCCUGAUGAAAACUCAAAGAUAUCCGAUGUACCUGAAUGCCAAUUAAGUGAUAGCAAAACUGUUUUAGACCUGGGAGCAAUUGAGUUGACAACAUGUGAUGACAGUGAAGAUACAAAGGUUUUGCCACAGCAGUGUGUAGGGUAUUCGGGCAACGAAGCGACAUUUCUGCCUUCCUCAUCCUCAGAUAAAAAGUGUCCACUACAACUUGAUGAAAGUAAAUCUGAGGAUGUGAACUCUCACAACCUGCAACUGAAUAUUGGUGCAAUUUGUAAUGAUUCUCAAAGACUUGAUAAAAACUUGCACAGUGUGGAAAAAGCAAGUGAAAUUCCUUCAGGAGUUGUUUAUCUGGGCAAGUCCUGUGUUGUUUCGGGUUCAGUGUCUAGUUAUCCAGAGGGCAGCGUGAAGCAACCAAGUGAAAGAAAAUGUAGUGAUUCUUUAGAGCAAAAACAACUGUCUGAUCAGUUGUCAGCUGCAAAAGAUGAAAAUCUCACAAGCACGAACAUUGUAUCCUCGGAAGGAGGUAAUGAUAUGCUGAAGCAAGGACUUGUAGAAAACUACUUUGGCAAUCAAAGCAGUACAGAUAUUUCCAAAAUACAUUCUGCUGACAAUAGCAGUACAGUUAGCCCUCAAAGGGGAACCAUCUGUUCUAAUUCAACAGAAGAGGAGGAGGAAGAGGAGGAGCAAGAUCAAGACAUGGUUGAAAAUGGUUAUUUUGAGGAAGCAGAUGAUAGUAAUUUGUAUGGAGCUACAAAUGAUGCUGAGGAGGAUCUGGACCUAGCAUUUGUGGGACCUUUUAUAACAGAAAUAUUGAAUAGUGGGUUUUUUGAGGAGGCAACAGACGUGGCUCCACUGUGUGCUCCAGGUAGUUUGGCUGCUCCCACUGCAUUGAAAGGCUAUCCGUGUGAUGUGUUAUGGUCUUCGAAAGACAAAUCGAAUGCAGUUCUCAAGCAACCCUGCAGCAUGUCCUGCAGUACAGCUUCUUCUGUCUCCUGGUAUGAGUAUUCUCCCAAGCCACAAAAGCUAGCAUUCCUUCAUGCUAAAGAGGAACUGAAACUACUUCAGCUCCCUGGAUUUAUGUAUAGUGAUGUUCCCAGACUGGCAUCUUCAGUACCUUAUUUCAGCACAGAAGAGGAGGAAAGUUCAGAUGAUGGCAUUCAUCUCAUAGUUUGUGUGCAUGGCCUCGAUGGUAAUAGUGCAGACUUAAGACUAGUAAAGACUUACAUUGAACUUGGCCUUCCUGGAAGCCGUAUAGAUUUUCUGAUGUCUGAGAGAAAUCAGAAUGAUACAUUUGCUGAUUUUGAUUCAAUGACAGAUCGCCUUCUGGAUGAAAUAAUACAAUACAUUCAAAUUUACAGCCUAACAAUUUCAAAAAUCAGUUUUAUUGGGCAUUCAUUGGGUAACCUAAUAAUCCGUUCAGUGCUCACAAGACCUAGGUUUAGAUUUUACCUCAGCAAACUUUACACCUUCCUGUCUCUGUCUGGACCACAUCUUGGUACACUCUACAACAGCAGUGCUCUUGUUAAUACAGGUCUCUGGUUUAUGCAGAAGUGGAAAAAGUCAGGGUCUUUAUUGCAGUUGACCUGUCGAGAUCAUUCAGACCCCCGGCAAACUUUCUUGUACAAACUUAGUAAAAAGGCAGGUCUGCAGUAUUUCAAAAACAUAGUAUUAGUAGGAUCUCUACAAGAUCGUUAUGUCCCUUAUCAUUCUGCUCGUAUUGAGAUGUGUAAAACAGCUUUGAAGGAUAAACAGACAGGACCAAUAUAUGCUGAAAUGAUCCAGAAUCUGCUUCUGCCUGUUCUUCAAAACAAGGAAUGCAAUUUGGUUCGUUAUAAUGUGCAUUGUGCAUUGCCAAACACAGCCGAUUCCCUCAUUGGAAGAGCUGCACACAUUGCUGUUCUGGACUCGGACAUAUUUUUAGAAAAGUUUUUUCUUGUUGCUGCCCUAAAAUACUUCCAGUAGGAAUAAACACAUUGUCACAGACUUGGCUAUUACCUCAUUAACAGAUGAAUCAAAUAAUGUGUGAUAUUAAACUGUAGCUGCUGCUGCAUUUUAAGAGAUA